AUGAAGUAUAAAGGAAAAGGUGUUGAAGGUUCUGAAAAUCCUGUUCCUAUAUCUGCUGUGUCAGCUAUCUUUGAAGAAGAUGUGUUACUUGAAGAUAUUACUGCUGAAGAUGAUGAAGAGGAUGAUGACGAAGAGGAUGACGAUGAAGGGGAUGAUGAUGAAGGGGAUGAUGAUGAAGAGGAUGAUGAUGAAGAAAAGGUAUUCUCUGCUAGCAGUCACAGUGAUGACGAUGGUAAUGAUGAUGAUGACGAUCAGGGUGGUACGGGUGUUACUGUUACUGAAGCAUCAAAAGAGCAAAAUGUUGAUGAUUUAAUGCAUGAUGAUGCAAAUGAAGAUCAUGAUGAUGAUGCUGAAAGUGAGGGGGAGCAAGUGAAUGAUGAAAACGUUGAUAAAGUUGAAAAGUUAAUUUUACGUUUAGAGCCUGAUGUAGAGGAAGGUGAAUACAGGCAUACGUAUACAAUGACUGAUAUUAAAGAAAUGACACCUAUGGUAGAUCCUGAUUUCAAGUUCAAUUUUGAAGAAGAAUUGAAUGCUUUCGAUAUCAACCAACAACCUGAGUAUGAAUACACGUAUGUUGAAGAGGCAGACGUUUAUGACAGGGUUGAGGUUGAGGAUUGUACAGAUGAAGAGAAUGUGAAUGAAGAUACUUCAGAAUUUCCAACUCUGGUUGAAUUCUUUAGUGAAGAGAAUAGAGAUGAACUGAGAAGGAAAGUUGCUGAAAUUUUGAAAGAUAAAAACUUUGACGGAACGACAAAAGACCCACAGAAAGAAGAAAGAAAGAAGUGGUUCCGUAAAGAUACAGAAAGGAAGUUCAAACGUCCUUUGAAGUUUUACAAAAGAGAUAGAGAUGUUUCGCUGGGUGAUAUCAUUAGCUGGGGUUUUCUACCUCAUGUUAAUGCAUAUGCUAUUCGAAGAGAAUACGAAGAGUUGUCUAAGGGUAUCAAUGCUGAAAACAAAUGGAACUCAAAGUGGCGAAAGAUUGAAGAGGAAAAGAAGUUAAAGAGAGAGAAAGAAUGGAAGGCACAAGAAGAUAAAGACAAUAUGCUGAGACAUACUCUAAACCAGAGAAUGGCAGCUAAAGAAAAGCAAGCAGUGGAACCGAAUGAGAAGCUUAGGAAGAUGUUGGCACGAAAACCUAAGCAGAGGGAAGAAACUUUCAAGUCGCUGUGA
This is a messenger RNA of Helianthus annuus (common sunflower), 1170 nucleotides long. Its product is annotated as stress response protein nst1-like. The record is from RefSeq and is a predicted model, not a curated record. The coding region runs from base 1 to 1170 and encodes 389 amino acids. NCBI's taxonomy places the organism in Eukaryota, Viridiplantae, Streptophyta, Magnoliopsida, Asterales, Asteraceae. The transcript has 4 exons.